Messenger RNA from Gavia stellata (red-throated loon), 570 nucleotides. It is a transcript of the gene APOD, whose product is annotated as apolipoprotein D. NCBI's taxonomy places the organism in Eukaryota, Metazoa, Chordata, Aves, Gaviiformes, Gaviidae. The coding region runs from base 1 to 570 and encodes 189 amino acids. Gene Ontology annotation, molecular function: cholesterol binding. The record is from RefSeq and is a predicted model, not a curated record. Gene Ontology annotation, biological process: lipid transport; tissue regeneration; brain development. The transcript has 4 exons.
AUGCUCAGCACAGCAGUGCGGCUCUCGGUCCUGCUCGGCCUCCUCGGCUUUGGGCAAGGCCAGAUGUUUCACAUGGGACCAUGCCCAGAUCCACCAGUCCAAGAAGACUUCGAUAUCAACAAGUAUUUGGGGAAAUGGUAUGAGAUAGAGAAGCUGCCCUCAAGUUUUGAGAAAGGAAGCUGCAUCCAGGCAAAUUACUCGCUGAAGGAGAACGGGAAGUUCAAGGUGAUCAACAAGGAGAUGCUUUCCAAUGGCAAAGUCAACGAAGUCGAAGGAGAAAUCAUGCACAUGGAUGUAAAGGAGCCAGCCAAGCUGGGUGUCCGCUUUAACUGGUUCAUGCCUUCUGCCCCUUACUGGGUCAUCUCCACCGACUAUGAAAACUACUCACUGGUUUACUCCUGCACCAACAUCCUCUGGCUCUUCCACAUUGACUAUGCCUGGAUUCUAUCAAGAGCUCCUGAGAUGCACCCAGAAACCGUGGAGCACCUGAAGAGCGUCCUCCAGUCCUACAAGAUCGACACUGAGAAAAUGAUGCCCACAGAUCAACUUAACUGCCCUCCUGAGAUGUAA